Messenger RNA from Rhipicephalus microplus (southern cattle tick), 9401 nucleotides. Its product is annotated as transient receptor potential cation channel subfamily M member-like 2. Gene Ontology annotation, cellular component: plasma membrane. Gene Ontology annotation, molecular function: monoatomic cation channel activity. Gene Ontology annotation, biological process: metal ion transport; monoatomic cation transmembrane transport. The record is from RefSeq and is a predicted model, not a curated record. Lineage: Eukaryota; Metazoa; Arthropoda; Arachnida; Ixodida; Ixodidae.
GUCUGACGCUACUUCGGUGCGUCUUGGUGUGUGGUUGUGCCAAAUUCGUGGUGAUACAAUGAAGCUUCCACGAUGAAGAGGAACGAGAGUGGAGUAUCCCGCUUCGGAUCUUUCUUCCGUCGGCGGACGCUGCGGCGGAUACGAGACAGCACCGACAACGACUCGGAAGCCGAGAUUCCGCUGGUGCCGUCUCCGCCGUUGGUGCGCCAGUCGUCCGUCCAGCGGCAGACCAGCGCAGUCGACGACGAUGCCUCGUCGCAGCGGUACCUGCUCUCACGGGGCGGAAUCCGAUUCUGGAAGAACUUCGCCUACGAGGCAGAGUCUCGUCCGUACAUCCGCGUCCGGCACGACAUCGACCCGGACCAAGUGUGCGGCGUGCUAGUCCAGGAGUGGCUGUUCUCGGCGCCGCGCAUCGCCCUGGUGCUCAUCUCGCACGUGGGACCGCUGGGCGACUGGGCGGACGCGAGGCGGCUCGAGGGCUUCCGGCGAGGCCUGCUGCGCGCCGCCAACGCCACGCCCAUGUGGCUCCUCACCAACGGCUUCAACACGGGCCUCGCCAAGCUGGUCGGCGACGCCGUGAGCCACGAGCUGCGCCGACGCCAGGCACUGCGCUGCCACAAGCACCCGAACCGCACCCGCGCCACCCUGCCUCCCCUGCGGCUGCUGGGCAUCGUACGGGAGGACAUGCUCGUCAACGCCGACCUGCUCGACGGAAGGCAGACAGACGUCCAGAUCGAGAACGAGGGUAACCGGCCUGACGAGGGCAAGUUUGAGCUGAACCCGGACCACUCAAACUACGUGCUUGUGCGGGACGAGACGGUCAACCGCACGGGGCUCAACCAUUUUGUGCUGCGACUCGAGCAGAGGCUCAUAAACCUCUCCGACCAGGCACCAGCGGCGGCUUCCACUGGCGGAGGCGACAAGGAAGGUGGUGUGGCCGAGCUACCGCUCAUUGCGCUGCUCGUGUCCGGAGGCGACGGCUGCGCGCGGCUUGUGCUCGAGCAUCUCAAGCGACAGCUGCCCGUCGUGGUGUUCGAGGGAAGCGGGGGACUCGCCGACCUGCUUGCAUUUGCCUACCGGGAAGUCCAAAGAAGGAGUUCUGCUGUGUGGGAUGCUGAGUUUGUGGAGAACUUCCUGAAACCCGAGCUGGCCUCCAUGCUAUGCCUGCUGUACCCGGCGUACCGGGAAAAUGCCUUGGCCAGGAACCUGCUGCGAGACCGCAUCGUUGAGUGCGCCCGGCUCUCCUGCCAGUCGCACUGUCUAACGCUUGUUGACAUCCGAAGCCGCUCCUGUGAUCUGACACGCCUUGACGAGAUCCUACUUAACGCAUUCUUCAAGGCCCAGAAACCCGAAAGGGUAUUACGAUACAACCAAAUGAAGAAAGACCUUAUGCUCACCAUCGAUUGGAACUGUCCUGACGUGGCAAUGUCACAGGUCUUCUUGAAGGACCCGUCUUGUAAAUUCCAGGUGGACCGGGACAUUUUUGAAGAAGCCCUCAUACGUCCUGGCCGUGAAGAGUUUAUACAGAUUUUUCUGGAGCGGGGCUUUCGUGUCCACAAGUACCUGACGCCCCGUAGGCUGAAGCAGCUCUUCAAGAAAGUCCAGGGAGAGCAGUUCUUCCGAUCCGUCUGCUGGGAGGGUGCCCUGGGACGUAGCCCCUUCUCCAAGCUGGGCAAGCACUUUGUGGACACUGAGCUGAACUGGCUGAUUGAGACUCUGACUGGCCUGCACAACUUUGUGGACAGCCAGGAGUUGUCCAUGAACGCGGCAGGCAUCUAUACAUUGGACCCCGGUGCAGCUGAGCGCAAGGCCCUGGCCCUGCUGGCAUUGUGGUGCGCAUUCACACAGCGCACUGCACAGGCCAGGCGCCUAUGGCAGUGUUGCGACCAGCCCAUCCACCUGGCACUGCUGGUGUCCAUGACGUAUGGACGGCUGGCCAACCUGGUCCACGUAGGAAACACCAAGAAGGACCUGUCAGAUGCCUGCGAGGAGUUUGCAAGCAUGGCGACAGGCGUGCUGGACUGCAGUUAUCAGGAGGCCACGUGCCGAGCAUACGACGUGCUGAGCGAGGAGAACCCGGACUGGGGACACCGCACAGCUGUUGACAUAGCUGCGCAGGCCAACAACCGUAAGUUCCUGGCCCACCCGUGCUGCCAGCGCUGGAUCACCAACCUCUUCAUGGGCCGCAUCAGUGUGCGAGACCUCACGUGGGGACCGCUGGCAGUGCCUCUGUGGCUCAAGAUCAUCUUAUGUGCAUUUCUAGUCUUCCCGAUGUAUGUGUGGGUCCGCUUUAAGUCGGAUCCUCAUGAAAUGGAAUACAAAGAAGAGGCCGACAUUGAAGAAGAGAAAGACGAGCGAGAGUGCGAUGAGGAUGCCCUCCUGCCGGAUGGGAGUCGUGCCAUUGACAUACUUCCGCAGCAGCAGCAGGACAUGCUGCCAGGGCUGAUGUCGGAAACGAAGGUAUCUUUCCAGCCGGAGGUGAUGACGACACUGCUGCGCGAGCGAGAGUUGUUUGUGCCAUCGCCUCCACCGCUGUGGAACAUGGUCUACCAGAUGUGGAAUGCGCCCAUAACCAAGUUCUGGACAUUCCAGAUCUUCUACAUUGUGUACCUGGCACUGUUCAGUGUGGCCGUGCUGUUGCCCUCGUGUGGCAAUCGGUAUGUAGACAUGGCUGUGUGUGCUUGGACAGCGCUCAUUGCCCUUGAGUCAGCAAGGAGGACGUACGUUCUGCACAAGAGAUACCACGACGUGCCCUUGUUCCUUCGAUGCGUGGAGGUGCUGCUCAUUGCGGCCUUUGUGGCCGUGUAUGUGGUGGCUCGUGUGUUGGGCCCAACACCCUUUUUCAGCCCAUACAGUGUCAAAGUGGUGCUGUGUGCAGCGCUGCUCGGGUUCUACUACCGGCAGAUUGUCAUCUACCUGCCCAUCUCGCCUACACUGGGCCCGCUGCUCUACAAAGUGCGCCUCAUGGUGGCCGAGGACUUUGUGAACUUCAUGCGCAUGGCACUACUGGUGAUCAUCAGUGGAGGCAUUGUGGCGCAUGCGCUGCUCUACCCGGACUACCCAUUCAACCUGGAGCUCCUCAGGAGGACCUUCCAUCGUGCAUGGUUCUCCCUCUUCCUUACACCCAUCGCCGACCUCGAAGGGGAUCCACGCUGCUUCACUUUGAAGGCACCACUCAACCAAUCUGUGGAAGAAUGCCGCAUUAGUGAAUACACCGAUUACACGUGCACCAACCCGGGGUUGUGGCCGUACUUCUUCGUCAUACAGUUUCUUGUCCUUCUAAAGCUGGUCUUGCUGACACUUCUCUAUGCUCUCUUCAGCCACACGGCGCAGAAGAUUGAGUCAGCAUCCGACGAUAUCUGGAAGUUCCAGCGGUACAAGCUGGUCGUGGACUUCAUGAACCGGCUUUGCCUGCCACCCCCAUUGAAUGUGUUCAGCUACAUCAUUGCUUUUCUGCAAUUUCUCUGGCGUCUGCUCACCUGCCACUUCUGCCGCACAACGCAUCAGCUGGAUGGCCACCCAGAGCUGGCGAAGUCACAACUGCGGCUCUCCGAGAAGGACUACAACUACUGGAAACACCUGGCAUCUCAGUACAGCCAGAGGAAGAGUGAGGAGCGAGAAUUCGAGGAGAAGAAGAAGAAGCAGCUUGAAAGCUUGUCGUACUUCCUUGAAGACAUGGACCACCAGCGACAUACUCUCAGCCUUCUCAAGGGCCAGAUUCAAGAACUGCAAAGGACGGUCGGCAAAUCGUUUUCUUACCUUCAGACGCUCAAGAAUGCGACGGACAGACCCGGUGAGCCAGGUGGUCUUUUGCCAGGCGCUGUGCAUGUGCUGUCACGCAAGAGCCCAUACCCAAGCACACGUGUCCUUCGCUAUCCUGUGCCGGACAAGUAUGUCGCAUGGCAGGUGCUGUGGCUAGAGUACGACCCUGUGGCCUACAGUCGGCCACGCACUGACUUCCCCGCCCAUCUGCAGCCACAUGUUGAUGAGGAUAUCUUGGAGCUUAAACUGGCUUCUGAUGGUGGUCCUGUACCAAGCUUUGCUUGGAACUCGGUGUCCACAAGCCCUGCAGGUGUGAGCAUCAACCGCCAGUCGUGGAUCCGUGAUGCCGAUGGUUUGCCCAUUAUCUACCGCCUGGACGCGCAGGGAAUGCCAAUGAAUCCCAUUGGCAGGACGGGAUUGCGAGGACGGGGAGCCUUGCCACGCUGGGGCCCAAACCAUUACGUGCUUUUUAUCAUCACCAGGUGGCAGAGGGCCAAGGUGCACCUAAUUGGGGGCAGGGGCCUGGAGGUGGUCCUCAUGCGUGUCUUCCGGACAGACCACUUCAGCCUUCCAGGGGACUUUGUACCUGGAGAAGCCAAAUAUGACACGCUGAAGCUGCUGUUCAAGCCAGAGACAUUGGCCAAGUGUGAGACUGAGGAUGACAUCAAGGAGUUUUUCCGAAGCUGCCACUUAGAAGAAGACGGUGCGGACGAGCCGCUGGUCGAGUGCAGGCAGCGUGGCUACAUGGACGACCCCAUGAACACUGAUCACUGCUGGCGUGAAACAGAACUGUGGAACAUUCACUACGAUGGUGCAGAGAACCUGCAGGACAAGAUGCAGAACCACUUGCUGUGGCGGCUGGUCACGGAGGACCUCUUUAUGAAGCUGCCACUCGGGCAGUCAGUCCUGCUGCACGAAGUGACCAAAUCACUUCAAGCGAGCAUCAUCUAAGCCUGCUUAGGGUCACCGGUAUCCCGACGCCGAUCCUUCAGGUCUAUGACAUAACUUGGCUGUGAUUAUUGCUCCUGCCUGUACGACAUGCCUAGUGGCGCCUUCGUUGCACGUGGAUUCUACACAGUGGCAACUGCUUCUUGUGCUUUAGUGAUGCCGAAGCUCGGCAAGGACGCCAUUCAUUGUUGACCUGCUUUGUCUCUCACAACAUUAUAGUAUUUAAUGCUUGUUAUAUCUUUUGACAGGUGUGCUUAAGAACACGCUACGCUCUUGCACUCUAACUUGAUGUGAUACGUUUAUUGUUAUUGUUUAUGUUUUUUCAGAAGCAUCACAGUAUAAUUCGGGUGUGGUAAAGCACCACAGGAUUAUAAGCCUUUUGCAAUGUGCCUGUUUAUGCUAAAAGCAUAAAAGCUAUAUGCUUGUGUAUGAACUGUGUUACCUCUUCUGUCAAGUGUGUGGCAAACUUUUCUAUGUUGUAAUGUGUAGGCUCGCUUAUGUAUUCGUAAUUUAUAGAGGACCACGGCAUGUAGAUAGGUGAUAAUAAACAAUAAUGACGCGUCGACAUGCUACAUUUUGAGCAUAGACAUGUAUUAUAAUCAGAAUGCGUUUAAUGUUUGACAAAAAUGUGUACUGUUAAGUUUUUUGGUAAAGUGUUGUGUUAAUAUGAGCAUUACUACUGUAUAGAUGUGUACAUACGUAUGUCGUGUAGUAGCAUUCGAGUUUUCAUUCAAUGUGGCACAUCUUGAAAUUUUGUCCAACAUGGCUCAGGGGUAUGUUGUUACAUUAUGCAUCCUGAAAGCUGUGGUGAAAUUGAAAUAUGUACUUAGCCUUCUUCAGCAAUGUUUCUUUCUGCCUUGUUGAAAAUCGUGUUAUGUUUAGAACCUUGUGUGCACGCAUCUUAGGUGUGAUACUACGCGUUAUGAGCGCCUGAGGUUCCGGGAAGGUUCUUAUUCAGGAAUAUGAUCUGUAUCUUUGCGAGAAAGAGUAGGCAAACAAGUAAAGCUUCAAUUAGCAAACCUUUGUUUUGUUCAGAAUAACAGAGCUGAGCUAGUUGGUAUGUAUUUACUCUAAAAGACAGUGUUUAUAAACACUGAUGCAAGUGCGUAUUGUAUCCUACCUCUUAAGAUGGUUGCUGAUGGCACAGGAUUGCUUGUGAGCUAAUCUUUCGUGGACAGCAUAAUGAUUCUUUUUGAUCCUCUUCACACAGGAAACACAGUCAUUGACAUGCCAAGCAUCGCAGAAAAUUCAAUUGGUUCAUCCAGUUCUGAUGUUCUCGAAAGUAUUUUAAUGUCGGAAAAAUCUGAACGUAACUUGGUGCUUCAUUUUUCAGAAGUGUUUGAACCAGGUGUGCGAGAUCACAUGUGUGACUUUAUGUAGAAGCGCACAGGGUUCUGAACUUCUGAAGUUUUCAAUUUUAGAAGGUUUUGAUUUACUCAAUUGUCACACAACCUUGAUUGUAUUGUAAUGGUUGACUUUAUACUCCAUUUUACAAGGUGUUGGCAGUGCUGUGGAAGGCAUGGGCUUCCUCAGCCAAUCAUGACAGAGCGCACUACAUAAAUGUGUUCCUACGCGGAUGUCGCAUUCUUGAAUCUGACGAGUGGCACUACACCACGUCUGUGCGAAAGAUGAGUGCUAUACUAAUUAACUUUUAGUCUUGGUGGAAGCGGCGCUUGGCACCUUCUUGACAUGUUUUGUUCAUUUUUGGAUAGGCUGACACUCAUUCCAAAAGAACUGGCCCCGUUCUGUCUAUAUUUAAUAUCACUUGUUCUUGUGAGUUCUUAUCACAUCAGAGCUUCUUUUAAAAUGUUUAUGCCACCACUAUAAAAAAAGUUACUCCAAUCAUUGAAUCAAUCAACUUAAGUUAUUCAUUGAGACAAUUAAUGAUCAAAUCAUUGAAUCUAUCAAUCCAAAGGUUUAUUUUCCGACAUAGUAAAAUAUUUUUUUUUAUGUUUGCUACUUUCACUACGACAGUACUGAAUGUUCCCAUCCUGAAUGCAUCGCAUAUUGCCAUGAGUCUCUUAGAAGGGCUAACAUUUCAUCGUUCUCAUCACAACACUAAUGUGGCGUUGCAGCUCCACAUAAACUGCCGGUGACAUUACACAAUGUGCGUUGCUUCUAUGAAAAAUGCGUUCCGAGAGCAUUUUUUAUACUUGAAGUCAAGCAGCUGCUGCAUCCUCUGCCUUGUCACUCUGGGUAUCAUCAGUAGCAUCUCUCCCUCUUUUAAGGGCGGCACCACUUUAGAGGUAGCUGGAGUUUCACCUUUCUCAAAAAACGUAUACACCGCCCAUCAUAAUACGACCAGGUCAAAAUCGUCCAGCUUAUUUGCCCAAUCACAGACUCACACUUCCAUUUCACUGGCCUCUGCUCAGCAGUGAGGAUUAGCUUCAGCCUUGAUAGCAUGAACACCAGGAUCUUUUAGGUGGUGGCAUAUAACUUCUGUUCAGCCGUCUUGGUGGUGGUAUCGAUGAGCUUUUGGUGGCGUCGAUGUCAGAGUCCUCUUAGUGGUGGCAGUGUAGUGCCAUCAAGUCGUCUUGUGGGACACUUUGCUUUGUUACUCACCGUCUCACCAUUCUAUCUGUGCCUCAUGUUUGCCUUCAUUUUAACGGCGAAGCUGCUCUCAGUCAAGCCUUUCUUGUUCGUUGGCGUAGCGCUUGUCAGCGUGUGUUGGAACACGAGUCAUGGGGUCUUGAAGCUUAAGAGGGGGGUGGAGGAACAGUGCAAAUGACAGAGAAGAAAAAAGAAGAUUCAAGCAAGGGUUCACAAACGUCUUGGAGAAACAUACAUAUAAAACAUACAGGGAAGAGAUCAAUGAAGGAAGGUGAAAAGGUUUUUGUCUCUUGGGAAGAGGGUAAGGAUCCUGACAAUGUUUUUAGCUUUGAUGUGGUUAGAUAUGUCAUGUGAUAUUAUCCUAAGGCCCAAGCACAAUUAACUGCCUGAUGUGAAACUGCUAACUGUAGCACAGAUUCAUCUUAGAUAUAUUUAGAGGUUGUGAGAAUAGACGCAUAGGAUGGUGUCGAAAGUCAAUUGGAUCUAAGGCUAGUGAGCUUUACUCUCGUGCAAAAAACACUUAUGUAACUCCAGUUUGUCUUUCACAUUUUUUAUGCUCAUUUUGCUGUUGCAGAAUGGUUUACUAUUGUGCACUGGAGUAGUAAUUGGCGUUUAGAUAUCUUCUUUGAUCCUAGAGUGUUUUGAUACUACAUAUAUACUAUCCUUUUAGCAAUUCCAUACAGUACUUUACAGGAUGAAAACUCGUCACUAUUUCUAAUGUCUCUUAGUCGCUUUAGUUGCUGUCAUGUAUCGUGGAAUUAAGCUUGGGAGCUACAGUGAUUGAGUAGUGUCAAAGUGGUGUUUUUAUGUGUAGCGCGUCAUUAGUAAGGAAGUAGUCAGCAAUUUAUUUAUGGAUAACCAGUUCAGUUGGCAGUGUUGUCACUGAGCAACUUUAGGAUUUCUAAUACUUGAAAAAGACGGCUGCUAAAGACACUUUGAACUGUACUUUGUACUCCAUUUUCAAAGAAUGGGCAUGAGUAAAUAAUGUUGAGUAUACUGACAUAUGCUAGUUCUGCUUGCCCCUAUCUCAAUUUUUUUAUGUAUGCAUAUGGUUGUUUGUCAAUAACUUUAGAAUGCUUUUGAAGUUCUUGUGGGCAUUGGUGAGAUGAUUGAUUGAUUGGUAAAUCCUAGUUGUUUUAUCUUAGUUGUACAUUUAAGAUGAUGCAAUUUAUCAAUAUGUCUUUGCCAGACUGGCCAAGUACAAUACGUUACUGUGAUUGGUGUGCUGUUGCAUGUUGCAUUGCACAUAACCAAUGUGAUAAGUAAAGAACAGACAUACACACAGCAUCCAAAACAGUCGUCUGCGGUAUUACUACAAGAAUGCCUUCUGUCACCGUAGAUGCUACAUAUUUUCGGGCCAUCACGAAAUUUGUCAUAUUACAAAAGGUUCGUUCAGCUGUGGUGCUCACUUGCAAUGUCAACAUAGCAUCUUGUGUGGUCUCUAGCAGAAACUAGCACACUUAAAGAACACUGAUUGUGACAUGAACUGAGUAUUUACAGGGUUAAAAAAAAGCUUGUGUCAUACAAGACAAUGAACUGGGCUUGUUGGUGCACGUUUGUAUCAAUAGUGUUUAGUGCUAAAGCACAAUUCAUUAUGAACAUGUGCACACGCACUUAUACAUCUAUCACGCACACAUGCGCGCAUACUAACAAAGUAUAAGAAAAUAGUCAAGAAAAUCAAUGAACAAAUGUGCAUUCACAUAUCUCCUCUUGUUCUUUCAUCGCUGUUGCUUAGACCUUAAUGUUAAACUAAGCACAAUUAAAUGGGGCAGUGCGUUGUAAAUGUUAUAAAAGGGGGUCCUGGACAGCACUGAGGAAAAAAAAAAGAAGAAAGCAGUCGAGCACUUAACUAAUAGUAAUGCACAAUAAACUUUCGACAUAAGGUCCAUCUUAAUGUAAACAAUGCAGGUUUUUACAAAAAUAUAAAGUUCAAGUUAUACGAAUAUUUUAAAAGGUAUAUAGAAAUUUGUUAGCAAAUUGAAGAUUUGCCUUCCAUGUUAACUACUAAUCCGAAAAAUUCUGGCAAGUAAUUUCCCCUCACAAUGCUACCACAUCUGUCAGUAUACAAGAUGCUAACCACAUGCGUCUAUCAGAUGUAGAUAGCGCUUCAGUGUUGAACUCAUUUUUUUCAUCUGUGUUCA